Messenger RNA from Aspergillus nomiae NRRL 13137, 1460 nucleotides. Its product is annotated as UBX domain protein. NCBI's taxonomy places the organism in Eukaryota, Fungi, Ascomycota, Eurotiomycetes, Eurotiales, Aspergillaceae. Gene Ontology annotation, molecular function: protein binding. Bases 1 to 1362 code for a protein of 453 amino acids. The record is from RefSeq and is a predicted model, not a curated record. The transcript is spliced from 5 exons.
AUGUUCUUCUCUGGAACCCUGCAGGAAGGUAUCGCUUUAGCGGUCUCGCAAGCUAAAGCGGUAAUAUGCUUUGUUCGAGAUAAUGAUCAAACAAGUAACGCCUGGGAAGAGGAUUAUUUUGCUGACAAGGAUUUCGCGCAACUACUCGAAUCGAGAUCUGUCCUGUUGCGACUCACUAAGGAUUCCCAGGAGGCUACAUUUUUGACGUCCUUUUGUCCCGUAACGAAGUUUCCUGCUGUUGUGGUAAUCAAGAAUGGAAUGCUGCGGGAAUAUAUUGUGCCGGAUAUCACGAAGGAUGACUUUCAUAGUCGGUUAAAGGCUGCUCUAGAGGACAGUAAACCGGCUGAUGAGCUCAAUCCGAACUCACCGGCUCAAGGUGCCCAGGGCCAUACUACGAGUCCAUCCGCCAGUUCUCAUACCGCGCCCGCGACUGCACCGCAGCCUGAGCCCUCACCAGCUCCUGUCCCUGCUGUUCCGGCGCCAGCGCCAGCUUCAGCUGAGCCGCAAGGAAGUGAAUCACAAAGACAACAAGGUCAACAGGAAUAUAAUAGCUUACGUGCUGGCGGGAGGACGUAUAGAGUUGAAACACCUGGCCAGACACAGAAAUCUCAGCCGAAGAAGCAAGAAACGCCGAAAUCGCAAGGAAUAGGGAAGCCCAAGGAUAGCACAAAAAAGCAGAAGGAGCCAGAAACAAAGGCUACGAAUAACAGCGCAUCCGUCAAAAUCACGAACACGCCCGCGGAGGAGCGCAAACCACAAACACCAACACCGCCCAAACAAUAUCGGCUUCAAGUCCGUCUGUUCGAUGGAAGUUCCAUCCGGUCCAGCUUUUCACCUUCGCAAACCAUCCGCGGAGAUGUCCGUCCCUGGAUUGACAGCCAGCCUGGGGAUGAAAAACGCCCGUACAAUCUCAAACACAUCCUGACUCCCCUGCCGAAUCGGACGCUUACUAUCGCCGAGGAAGAACAGACGCUCGCGGAGCUCGGCCUGGGCUCCACGGCGAAUUUGGUCAUGGUUCCAAUCAAUACAUAUACGGAAGCCUAUUCGGCCACUGGAUCCAGCUUACCAGCCCGGGCUGUAUCGUCUGCAUAUGAACUUGUUUCCUCCGCGGUUGGCACCGCCACGGGUCUCGUAGGCUCCUUCUUCGGUUAUGGUCAACCAGCUUCGACUCCGUCUGCGACCCCCCAAGCCAGCACGUCCUCCCCGUCUCCGUCUGGCGAUAGCGCAUCCAGGCCACGGCCGCCUGCAUCGAGAGGUCCUAUCAUCCGGACACUGAGAGACCAGCGCAAUGAACAGAACGAUAGCCAAUUUUACAAUGGAAACCAGCUUAACUUCGAGCCUCGACAAGACCCCGGCAGGUAACCAGAUCGGUAAUAGGAACUAGUUAGUGUAAAUUAAGCCUACGGUGUUUACGGUUCUUGCUUAAUUGAUGCUGUGGCCGGGUUCAUCUGUUGCUUUGA